This is a messenger RNA of Brenthis ino (lesser marbled fritillary), 510 nucleotides long. NCBI's taxonomy places the organism in Eukaryota, Metazoa, Arthropoda, Insecta, Lepidoptera, Nymphalidae. The record is from the annotation of a GenBank genome assembly.
AUGUCGGACGGCCGCGACUCCCCGUCGCACAGCGGUCUACGCGAUCGCGUCAGCUUUUUCGAGAGAGUAUGGUCCGGACUCACCAAGAGAGAUUCAGUGGAUGCAACCACAGAUGUAGAUGAAAUAGAACGUAAGAUUGAACAGAGUAAACGGAGGCCAGAGUCACCCAAAAUCGAAGUUAAGUUAAAACACACUCGAGACACUCAGUCUCCAUCAAAAAGCUACGAAUCCACAUUCCCUAAUUUGAAAUUGAGACAUGUUGAACCUGAGGAAGAAAGGGUCGAGCGCCAGGUCGAAGAGGGCGACCUGGCUGCCGGCGUUCGCUUCGUCAAGUUCGAGCGUGUGACCGUGAAGAGGACUGUGACUGAAGUUCAAGAUGAGCGUCCGGAUUCUCCACAGAGCGAGUGGUACUCUGAAUACAAGCACCACACACUGCACACAGCACCGAGAAAGGAUUAUGUACGCAGUAAAUCAGAAUAUGACUCUCAUAUCGCAGAAAUACGAGGUAAA